Molecule: messenger RNA, 3031 nt
Organism: Coturnix japonica (Japanese quail)
Lineage: Eukaryota; Metazoa; Chordata; Aves; Galliformes; Phasianidae
Gene: TMEM209
Product: transmembrane protein 209
Cellular component (GO): membrane
Source: RefSeq, a predicted model, not a curated record
CGUCGCCCCGUUCGCGCAUGCGCAGACGGCUGUGGCUGCGUGAGGAGAGCGCGGCGGGGUCGGCGGUGAUUCCGCUGUUCCCUGAGGGAAACUGAGUGUCUUUAUGGUUCCAUCGCUCCACAGAAGAUCAUGACACCAGAACAGAGUCCAGCCACUUCCCUCAUCGACAGGACCAUCAAGAUGAGAAAAGAAACAGAAGCCCGGAAGGUGGUCUUAGCCUGGGGCCUCCUUAACGUGUCAUUUGCAGGCAUGAUAUAUACUGAAAUGACUGGAAAACUCAUAAGCACAUAUUACAACAUAACAUAUUGGCCGCUCUGGUAUAUCGAACUUGCAUUCGCAUCUCUGUUCAGCCUGAAUGCUUUAUUUGAUUUCUGGAGGUACUUCAAAUACACGGUGGCACCAACAAGUUUGGUUAUGAGUCCUGGACAGCAGACCCUGCUGGGGCUGCAGAAUACAGCCGUACAGACAACUCCACCACGUGAGCUGACAGCAAAGAAAGUCCCUUCUUCAACACCUUCUCCUCCAAUCCAGGGUCAAAGUGUGCUGAGUUACAGCCCAUCCCGCUCUCCUAGUGCCAGUCCAAAGUUUGCCACCAGUUGCAUCCCAGGGUACAGCCCUCAGCUGCAGGCUCUGUCAAACAACAGCGCUUCUUAUAGCAGUACGAUGGCCUAUUCACCAGGCAGCGCUUACAAUAAGGUUUCCAACUUCAGCCCCUCUCCUGGUGGUUCGCCAUAUCCCACAAGCAUUGGACCAAUGGAAAGUAGUGGGCUGAGGUCUCGUUACCGUUCUUCACCCAUUCUCUAUAAUUCUCCUACUGGCAAAGAAGACUACAUGACAGACCUCAAGUCGCUGGACACCUUCCUUCGAAGUGAAGAAGAGAAGCAGCAUCGAGUUCAGUUGGGAACUUCAGAUACCAGCUCUCCUUCCAGCAGCCCAACCUUUUGGAACUACAGCCGUUCCAUGGGAGACUACGCACAGAUUCUGAGGAAGUUCCAGUAUCAGCUGGCUUGCAGGUCCCAGGCUCCAUCAGCACACAAAGACGAAGCUGAUCUGAGCUCAAAGCAGGCUGCAGAAGAGGUUUGGGCACGAGUGACAAUGAAUCGACAGCUGCUUGAUCACAUGGACUCCUGGACUGCAAAGUUCAGAAAUUGGAUUAAUGAGACUAUUCUGGUGCCACUUGUCCAAGAGAUCGAGUCUGUGAGCACUCAGCUGAGAAGAAUGGGAUGUCCAGAACUGCAGAUUGGAGAAGCCAGCAUCAGCAGUCUGAAGCAGGCAGCGCUCGUGAAAGCUCCACUCAUUCCAACCCUGAAUGCUAUAGUGCAAUAUUUGGAUCUUACACCAAACCAGGAGUAUUUGGUCGAAAGGAUCAAAGAGCUUUCUCAGGGAGGAUGCAUGAGUUCCUUCCGAUGGAACCGAGGAGGAGAUUUCAAAGGCCGUAAGUGGGACACUGACCUGCCCACGGACUCCUCUAUCAUCAUGCAUGUGUUCUGCACUUACCUGGACUCCAGACUCCCACCUCACCCCAAGUAUCCUGAUGGCAAAACCUUCACUUCCCAGCACUUCAUUCAGACACCCGACAAACCAGACACUUCAAAUGAAAAUGUGUUCUGCAUCUACCAAAGCAGCAUCAACCCACCCCACUACGAGCUGAUCUACCAGCGCCACGUCUACAACCUGCCCAAGGGCAGAAACAACAUGUUCCACACCUUGCUGAUGUUUCUGUAUAUCAUAAAGACGAAGGAAUCUGGGAUGCUGGGACGUGUAAACCUUGGCCUGUCGGGAGUCAACGUCCUGUGGAUUUUUGGAGAAUAACACCUCAUGGGAUUGCAGUACAUAAAGAUGAUGAGCUGGCUUCUGGCAAGACAAAGUGAGCAGUGGCCGUUGCCUUGUUGAUUUGAACACAGACUGUGAAACACAAUACCUUAAGCUCUGCUCUGUGAGCAGGGAGGCGUUUAUAAUUCCUAUACAGCUUUCAACAUUCACAUUCUUUAAAACAUUAUGUUGAUGAAAUGCUCCAGCAUAUGAAUUCUGGGCAGAUUUUCUCUUUCCAUCCCUUCACCUCAGCAAAACCCCACUUAAAAAAGCCCUUUCCUAUUGGUGUCAUUACUUCAGUGCCAUCACUACUCCAGAGAUGAACUGUGCCAGAUGGAAAGAGAAAACUGGCUUUCCAAUUUCAGUACAUAAGAUCUUUUUAGGUUGAUUUUUUUUUUCCCUUUUAAAAUAAGCAAGUUUGGGUGCUUUAGGAGCUGUGAAACAGCGUGGGCACCUUGAUUACAACCUCAGCAUCACCCUUUGCUUUUUUAGUAUCUUUUAUAUCAUUUUACUUCUCCCAUCAGCUUUCCUCCUGGUAACCCCCCCCUCACUUUGGAGCUCGUGCAGCCUGGCUUCGGCAUCUCUGAAUGAGACCAAACACUAUAAACCUGGUCCCCAUUUUGAGAUCUAUUUGUUUCAGAGAUGCAUUCGGUUCUUCAGAACAUUUGGUGUUUGCCAAAAAUGAAAAGCCACAACCGAAGCACCUUUUAACACGGGUAGGAGGGAAGAUUUCAGAAACUCACAUAGCUUAAUUUUGUUAAGCAGAGAUAAAAAUUCACUGCCCUGAGUUGCUGAAGCUCAUUGUGAGCUUAAGGCAGGGACGUCACUUUGUUCCUCCUGCAUCUCAGCUUCCUCGGGGUCCUUUAUUUGUCAACUGCCAAAAGCCAUUUACACAUCUAAAGUGGGAGAACUAAGCAGGGCUGUGACUGGGGCUGAGCAUUCCCUGUGUUUUGUUACGUGUUUUUGGACUGCAGACAUCUAUUUUUUCCCACUCAGUUUUAUCCUACCAGCUCCAGGCGAGCACCAACACCAACUGAUGCACAACUGAUGCAUUGUGAUGUGCUCAGGACAGCUGCUGUCACCUCUCUGUAAAAGCAAGAACCAUUUACUUUGUGACUCUGUUUUAAGGGAGAUGCAGAUUAUUACCUUUUUUUUUUUCCCCCAAUUGUUGACAACAAAAUGGCUCAUUUGGUUCCUGCAUUAAAUGGGUUCAUCUUAA